AACUCUCCGCAGACAAGGCAACGUGAACGUCGAGGAAAUCAAGAGGCAACGUGAACGUCGUGGAAAUCAAGAGGCUGAGUUUGUUUAAAAAAAAAACACACACAUGCAACCUGAUUUCACGCUGUUGAACUUGAAGCAUGUGUUUCCAGAAUACAAGAGAGGAGUACCAGUGACAAUUUGUGGACGACAUUUUACAGUUAUCGUGGUGCCAUGGGAAAAAGCAUGAAGACGUAACCAAGGUGUACAAUUACUACCCAGAGGGCUUAGGGGCGGCUCUCCGCCGAGAGCCGUUCGACUUCAACGCCGAGCCACCUUGGGAUCCUAGCUGAUAGCGGGGGAGCUCCAUCUCCUAACUCGUCCAUUUUGCUGCAUACUAUCUAAGGGCUCAGAGAGCGACCACUUCACCCAGGGGCUCAGAGAGCGACCACUUCACCCAGGGGCUCAGAGAGCGACCACUUCACCCAGGGGCUCAGAGAGCGACCACUUCACCCAGGGGCUCAGAGAGCGACCACUUCACCCAGGGGCUCAGAGAGCGACCACUUCACCCAGGGGCUCAGAGAGCGACCACUUCACCCAGGGGCUCAGAGAGCGACCACUUCACCCAGGGGCUCAGAGAAAGACCACUUCACCCAGGGGCUCAGAGAAAGACCACUUCACCCAGGCAUAAUUCUUUAUGACUGGCAGAUUAGCGGACAACAGUUGAGAUGAAGGGACUAGCUGACGAACCAAACUACUCCGUCGCCCUGCUGGAGGGAGCCACGGCCCUCAGCGACGUGGUUGAGAAUCAUAUUUAUGAACAAACAUUGGCUGAGAAGAAUGCGUUCUUCGUGGCAGACUUGGGGGUCCUUAUGAGGCAACAUGUUCGCUGGCGAACCCACAUGCCCCAGAUGCGUCCCUUCUACGCUGUCCAAGCCAACAGCAGCCUGGCUGUCAUUGAGAUCCUAGCUGCUCUCGGCACUGGCUUCAUCUGCACCAGCAAGUAUGAGUUGGAGCUUGUGCAGGGCUAUGGCGUUCCCUCUGAAGACAUUAUCUACAGCGGUGUGUGUAAGCAGCUCUCCCAGAUCAAGUACGCAGCUAAGAACGGCAUCGACUUCCUGGUGUGUGACAACGAGGUCGAGCUACGCAAGAUCGCUCGCUGCCAUCCCCGUGCCAAACUGCUGCUGGAGGUGGCCACAGAGGCUUCCAGCCAGGGUGAGGAGAUGGGCAUGACGUUUGGCUCCAAGCUGAAGGACUGUAGGCACCUGCUGGAGAGCGCCAAGGAACUGGGCCUGCAGGUGGUGGGGGUCAGGUUCCACAUUCCCAGUUCCUGUGACGACCCUCAGGCCUACAGCCAUGCAGUGUCUGACGCUCGCUGUGUCUUUGACAUGGGGGAGGAUAUUGGCUUCAGUAUGACAAUCCUGGAUAUUGGAGGUGGAUUCAACGGCUCAGAGACUCAGCUGAAACAGAUUAACAGUGCAGUCAGGCCGUUGUUGGACCUGUACUUCCCUGCGUUGUCUGGCGUCUCCAUCAUGGCAGAGCCUGGCAGUUACUACGUGUCCUCCUCCUUCACCCUGGCUGUCAACAUCAUCGCUAAGGAAGUAGGCGCCCGGGAUCUUCAUGGCAAUCACGAUGAACUGUCUCCCAACGAUGAGCCAGAGUUCCUGUACUACAUGAAUGAUGGGGUGUACGGCUCGUUCACUAGCAAGCUAGCAGACAAUGUGAUUCCAGCCCCGGCUCUGCCCAAGAGCGGUGUGUCCGAGGAACCAGUGUUUGCCAGCAGUCUAUGGGGUCCGUCGGGUGAUGAGCUGGACCAGGUGGUUGAUCAGUGUCUGCUGCCAGAGCUCAGUGUGGGAGACUGGCUGAUCUUCAACAGCGCUGGGGCCUAUUGUCUGGGCCCUCCGUCUACUUUCACAGAUUCACCCAGACCCCCCGUCUACUACACCAUCUCUACUGGAGACUGGUUUGAGAUGCAGGACGCUGGUAUCACCCAGGACAUCAGCAUGAAGAACUUUUCUCUGGUCCCCUACUUCCUCCACUCCGGCCAAUCAGAUGAAGCCCUGUCGGUCCCAGCUUAGGCUAGCUGAGCCAAUCUCAUGUCUCUGCUGUGCUGACCUCAUCUGGUCAACAUUCCAAUGGGAGGAAAGACUGAAUGGUGCUUGCUGGCUAAAAGCUUUUUAUUAUUCAUUUCAUAAGGAAUUGAGCUUUUUUGGGGGGGGGGGGGGGUCAAGCCCUAUACAGUAUGUUGUUGGUUCUCUCAAGGAAUAGCAUAGAUGUUCCUUCCUUUUCCACAUGCAAUAAAAUGGAUGAGUCUGUAGGGAUGGAACUCCCACCUGUGUGGGUUUCCUAUGUGGUUACAGUUUACAUACAGUAAAUGGAAUUUAAAAGUUAAUAUUUGAAACAUGUAUUAUAUUGCCUAUAUGUCUCCCAUUGCCAGUCUUGUAAAUUCAAUUGUCUACCUACUCAAAGUGGAGCAGUUGCUUAUUUUAACAAAACCUGAUGUUUUAAAGCCAUUUUUGGAUGCUUCGCUAAAACAUAUUUAUGUUUAUUUAUGUAUUAUUUUAAUUUUUUUUGUGCUAUGAAUAUCUGAUCCCCUGGCACUUAUGAUCAGUCAGUAUUUAGAAGGCGGCAUACAGUAGCCAAUGAUGCAUCCCAAAUGGCACCCUAUUCCCUAUUUAGUGCACUACUUUUAAACAGGGCCCAUAGUGCACUACUUUUAAACAGGGCCCAUAGUGCACUACUUUUGACCAGAUCCCUAUCUAGGGAAUAGUGUCAUUUGGGAUGCAUAUAACAGUACAGUUCCUCAGAUGAAGGGGAACUCUAUUUGAUUCAAGCAAUAUGACUACAGAAUAUCAUUCAUCAAACAUCUCGUUGAUAGGGAGCUUGUGCUCACACUCUAAAUAUAGACCGUCUUGAGACUAUUAUCAUAAUGCAACAUUGAUGUUUCAUUUGUUUUUUAAAUCCCUCUUACAAGUCUCUGUGGAAAGAAUUGUCCAAUGUCUGUGAAUUGGUCUCCAGUUUUGCCUAAAGUAAAUUAAUAUAAAAGCUCUGAAUCAUAA
Messenger RNA from Salvelinus fontinalis (brook trout), 3035 nucleotides. Its product is annotated as antizyme inhibitor 1-like. Lineage: Eukaryota; Metazoa; Chordata; Actinopteri; Salmoniformes; Salmonidae. The record is from RefSeq and is a predicted model, not a curated record. Gene Ontology annotation, cellular component: cytoplasm. The coding region runs from base 705 to 2054 and encodes 449 amino acids. Gene Ontology annotation, biological process: negative regulation of protein catabolic process; positive regulation of polyamine transmembrane transport. Gene Ontology annotation, molecular function: ornithine decarboxylase activity; ornithine decarboxylase activator activity. The transcript has 12 exons.